CUUAACUCUUCUUUGAUCUGUGUAUGGAUUUUGGUUAACUCGUUUUUCGGAUUACUCUGUUUCUUCUCUCCGGUUGUUGACGAACACGUAUGAAGGAGAAAACGGAAUUCGAUUUCAUCUCUUUUUGUUGUUUGUUCUUCUUGUCUUCUAUGCGUUUGUGUUUUGCAAUUGUUACAGCCAUAGCCAGAUGUGGUUUGUACUUAUUUGGCACGACGUUAAUUGUUUUCCUCAGUUGAGAUGAGUUUUCUUUCAACUUCUGUUUUUUUCUAUGGUUGUGACUUAAAAAUAGAAUACGUACAAAAUUCAUUACCUUCUACUCUUUCCUUUGUGGUUUCUCUGCAACCAAACGGCAGUUGGACGCGUUCAAGACGGUCGUCGAACUCUGAUUUUUUCUGUUUAGGAAAUGAAAUUUUGUUUAUAUAUGUAUAGUAUACGACUUCUUCUUCAUUUCAUCUUGUGUAAUCUGUUCGUUUGGGCUGGGAAAUGUGUUUGAUCAAAUCGUGGUUUAGUGGUUCGUAAAUUUAUCUUAUCUUUUUUUUUCUUCUUUUCUUAAUUUAAAAUAAUCUCUGGUUUGAGUUUCGUUUUCAGAUUGUUCUUUGAUGUGAUUUUGUUCUUUUACACUGAGAUCUAGAAAUGUAGAUGCUGAGUAGUGGCUUUUUUCAACAUUCUUGUUGUUUUCUUUGCUCUUUUGCAUAUACAGACAGACGCGGUCACACAUCUCACUCGCGAAGCUUAAACUUCACGGUUCAUCAUUUCGUAGUUUUACAGAUGUCAUAGAUGAUUUCUUCAUUUUGAUUUGUUUUUAAUGUUAUUAAUUAGCGAUCCUCAACAUUUUUUCUAUUUGGUCUUUUCGUUCAAAUAAACUUUAUUGGUGGAUCGGACAGAUUUACUGUGCGUAUAGCUGGAAAAAGUAGUUGGCAGAUUUUAAUUGGAUUCGAAAUUCCUGAUUGGAAGCUUGUUUUGUUCUCCCUUCCUUCAUCCAGAAGAGUAAAGUUAAUGCAUGCAUUAUUAUAUGCCAGCGAGAAAAUUUUCCUUUGCUAUAUAUUUUCACAUUUUUUUUAAUAUGACUGCCUUGGAAAUGAGUGACAGAGUGACAGAGUAAUACUAAGGACGAAGUGACUUGGAAUGAAUAAUUGCAAUCAUCAAUAUCUAUGUGCCACUGUUUGGGAUUAUGAAUGACUCCAGCCUGCGGCCUGCCUGUAUAAGGGUUCUCUCAACGGUAAAACGCGUUGCGUUGUAGAAGUAUUAUUAUGCCGAGUGGCUACGAUACAUAAAGCCUUAAAACUACAGAGAACUUCCUACCCAUGUAUUGCUGUUUGUGAGACAUCAGUGCCUUUUAGCAAAUUAAUUUUUGGAUUGAUCAAGUUCUUGUCUUUCUGUUUUCAUCCGUAUGAUUGGCUAUUAAGAGGAAAAGAUUGAGGAAACUCAUGGCAUCAAGAUCAACCACAAACUUUUUGGACCUGGCUUCUGGAGAUUUACUGGAUGUCCCUCGUACACCCAGGUCCCUGCCACGGGUAAUGACUGUUCCUGGAAUUAUUUCUGAACUGGAUGAUUAUGGGAGUAAUGAUGGAGAUUCGGAGUCUUCAUCUGUAUGCCGUGAGCGGAAAAUCAUAGUUGCGAACAUGUUGCCCUUGCACGCUAAAAAAGAUGGGCAAUCUGGCAAAUGGUGCUUCAGUUUAGAUGAGGACUCACUUUUAUUGCAGCUCAAGAAUGGGUUUUCACCUGAGAUGGAGGUUAUAUACAUUGGCUCCCUCAAGGUUGAAAUCGACGCCAGCGAACAGGAAGAGGUUGCUCAGAAGCUGUUCGACAAUUUUAACUGUGUACCUACAUUUCUUCCUUCUGAUCUCCAGAAAAACUUUUAUCUUGGGUUUUGCAAACAGCAGCUAUGGCCCUUAUUCCAUUACAUGCUACCCAUGUGCCCAGAGCACGGUGAUCGCUUCGAUCGGCAGCUUUGGCAAGCCUAUGUUUCUGCGAAUAAAAUAUUUGCUGAUAAGGUGAUGGAAAUCAUCAAUCCUGAGGAAGAUUCUGUUUGGGUUCAUGAUUAUCAUUUAAUGGUUCUUCCAACGUUCCUGAGAAAGCGCUACAAUCGAGUUAAACUUGGAUUUUUUCUGCAUAGUCCGUUUCCGUCAUCAGAAAUCUAUCGAACUUUACCAGUUCGGGAUGAGAUUCUCCGUGGCCUAUUAAACUGUGAUCUACUUGGUUUUCAUACGUUUGAUUAUGCCCGACACUUCCUCUCCUGCUGCAGCAGAAUGUUGGGCUUGGACUAUGAAUCCAAGCGGGGACAUAUUGGACUAGAUUAUUAUGGUCGCACGGUAUAUAUCAAAAUUCUACCUGUAGGAAUUCACAUGGGUCGGUUGGAAUCAGUGAUGAAUCUUCCAUCUACAUUUGCUAAAGUCAAAGAAAUUCGAGAUCAGUUCAUGGGGAAGAAAUUAAUUCUUGGUAUUGAUGACAUGGACAUUUUUAAGGGUAUAAGCCUGAAGCUUCUCGCUGUGGAACAGCUUUUACGGCAACAUCCUGCAUUACGGGGCAAAAUAGUCCUGGUUCAAAUAGUGAACCCUGCAAGGGGUUCAGGGAAAGAUGUACAUGAAGCUCAGAAGGAAACCUACUUGGCUGCUGAAAGGAUCAAUGAAGCUUACGGUUCAAAUAACUACAAACCAGUAAUUCUGAUUGAUCGCCCAGUCCCACGGUUUGAGAAGACUGCUUAUUAUGCUUUAGCAGAAUGCUGCAUAGUGAGUGCUGUAAGGGAUGGCAUGAAUUUGGUUCCAUACAAGUAUAUUGUUUGCAGGCAAGGAACUCCUCUUAUGGAUGAGGCUAUGGGCUUACAAAUUGGUUCUCCUCGGACGAGUAUGCUUGUAGUGUCUGAGUUUAUUGGUUGCUCACCCUCUUUAAGUGGAGCUAUCAGGGUUAACCCUUGGGACAUUGAUGCUGUUGCUGAUGCCUUGGAACUAGCCAUAACUAUCCAGGAGUCAGAGAAGCAGCUGCGACAUGAAAAACAUUAUCGAUAUGUCAGUUCCCACGAUAUAGGAUACUGGUCUCGUAGUUUUAUGCAAGAUUUAGACAGAGCAUGUCAAGAUCACUAUAGUAAACGGUGCUGGGGAAUUGGCCUGGGUCUGCGUUUUAGAGUUGUUUCUCUUUCUCCUGGGUUUAGGAAGUUAACUAUUGAUCACAUUGUCUCAGCUUAUAAAAGAACUCAUCGAAGAGCGAUAUUUUUGGAUUACGAUGGCACUAUCAUUUCACAAAGCUCUAUAAUUAAGACACCAAGCCCUGAAAUUAUCUCUAUCUUGACUACGCUUUGCAAUGACCCUUGUAACACUGUCUUCAUUGUUAGUGGGAGGGGGAGAAGUUCUUUAGGCCAGUGGUUUGCCUCUUGUGAGAUGUUGGGGAUUGCAGCAGAACAUGGGUACUUCAUAAGGUGGGGUGGAACUUCAGAAUGGGAAACCAGUCCGUUGUCUUCUGAUCUAGAUUGGAUUAAAAUUGUAGAGCCAGUGAUGAAAUUAUAUACAGAAGCAACAGAUGGCUCGUGCAUAGAACCCAAAGAGAGUGCUUUAGUCUGGCAUCAUCAAGAUGCCGAUUCUGACUUUGGAUCCUGUCAAGCCAAGGAAUUGCUGGAUCAUCUAGAAAACGUACUUGCCAACGAACCAGCAGUUGUUAAACGGGGCCAACAUAUUGUUGAAGUGAAGCCACAGGGAGUAAGCAAAGGUUUGGUCGCAGAAAAGGUUCUCUCGAGAAUGGUGGAUAGUGGAAGACCACCUGAUUUCGUGAUGUGCAUUGGAGAUGAUAGAUCAGAUGAAGAUAUGUUCGAGAGCAUAUUAAGCACAGUCUCCAGUCCCUCGCUGCCUUCCGCUCCCGAAAUUUUUGCCUGUACAGUUGGGCGAAAGCCAAGCAAGGCCAAGUUUUACCUCGACGACACUUCCGAUGUCGUGAAAUUGCUGCAGUGCCUUGCCUCUUCAUCACGUCCAAGACCUCGGCAACUACCACAGAUGCGUGUUUCUUUUGAGAGUGUUUUUUGAAUUGAGGAAUAGUUGCAUCAUUGAAGUGCUUGCUGCUGCAUCUUGAUGGAAGCCAUACGAUUUGAUGAAGGUAGUGGAUGGUGACCAUUCUCUCAAUCCACACUCAUACUUGCUUUUUUCAAGGAAUCCCAUGUGAGAAUUACGUUUGGAGUUUGGUUACGGGCAUGGUAAGGGCUUGCUGAUGCAGUUUUCUGCUGCUUAAUCAGCAGCACUUGAGCCGGUUUUAUUAACUUGGAAGAGAGAUAUUGGUGUUUUUCGUCAAUAUCCUUAAGAACUAGAGUUUCCUCUUGUAAAUAAUAACAUUUAUUAACUUCUGACGCCCCACUAAAAUUGUCCUCUCCUUGAGAUGAUGUCAAUAGUGGAGCGUUUUAUAUACGGUGUAGGGGGCAGCAUUAACUUGUAUAGUUUCAAAAACUUUCUUGGCCACAUUGCAUAAAGUCUGAUUUGAUGCUCAUUUUUUUUCUUUGU
Molecule: messenger RNA, 4478 nt
Organism: Benincasa hispida (wax gourd)
Lineage: Eukaryota; Viridiplantae; Streptophyta; Magnoliopsida; Cucurbitales; Cucurbitaceae
Source: RefSeq, a predicted model, not a curated record